Peniophora sp. CBMAI 1063 is the source of this 822-nucleotide messenger RNA. Lineage: Eukaryota; Fungi; Basidiomycota; Agaricomycetes; Russulales; Peniophoraceae. The record is from the annotation of a GenBank genome assembly.
AUGUCUUCUGGGCAGCAACAAUACACCAUUUUCGCUCCUGCCUCGACCUCCAGCGGUCACAUCAGUCCUCCCGAUAAUACCCUUCCGCCUUCCAUCUCAAAUAAGAGGUCUAUGAAGCAGACAUCCAGCACCAGCACUCACCACACCCAACGCUCCACACAGCCGCCCGGCAUGACUGCCAGUGUUGCCCAGGUGGCCGUUGAUAGACUGAUAUCAGCUCAGCUGAAGGAUCAAGGAUUUGACGGUGCAGGACCGGUGGCGCUACACAAGUUAGGAGAUGAGGUCAUUGCAUACGUGGAAAACCUGUACCGAACGGCACAUGACUACGCAAACUUGGCGAACCGCUCAAUACCCACCGUGAACGAUCUCCGCCUAGCGUUCGUUGACGUUGGUCUCGAGCCGGCAGACUUGCGACCUAUAAUCAGGAAAAGGAAACGUCGAUCAUACAAACAUCAGCCAAGAUUUGACCUCAUCCCUCCGCCCGGAGAGUCUCCAGUCCCAGAGAUGUUACUCUUAGACGACGACGAGUCCUCAGUUCCAGCAACCAUCCAAGAACUCCCGCCGACCUAUCCACCAUUGCCCCCCAGACAUACAUAUGUCCAGACUCCACCAUCGCCCCCCAAAAAGCAAGCACUGCCGUCACUGGAGAAGAAGCUCAAGAAUGCGGGGCUUGUCCAAGAGUCUUUACGCAAUCUCCUCGUUCAGACCGAGGACGUUGUUGACCCCGCCGACACGGACCUUCUUGGUGCCAUCGUUAACUGCGAGUCGACAGCACAUCCGCGGAAGAAGUGGAAGGUGUCGAAGAGUAAAGUCGAGGUUUAG